AUGCCUGUUCUGUGGAUGGCGGCGCCGUAAGCGUGUGUGGUGUAGCGGUUAGUAUGGCUGCCUUCCAAGCAGUCGAUCCGGGUUCGACUCCCGGCACACACAGGCCUCCUUUUCUUUCACCCUCCUACAAAUUAGACGUCUUUAGUGCACCCAUAUUUGGUGAGGGAAUGCACUCUCGUGGGUGAAGGCCUCUCAAUGUUUUCAAAUUCGGCUUCAACACUCGGAGCAGGAGUAACUUACGGGCGGACAGGGGUGAUUACAUCGUGGGACGCCAUCGACUGUCUCACGCGGAAGACCCGAUGGGCGGCGCUGACAGAUCAGUUUACGUUCAAAGUCCGCGAAAUCCCACCUUUUAUCGAUUUUUACGGACUUCCGGAGAGGCACAGCCUCCCAAUUAAAACGACGGAGGUGUUGACGCCGCGUGCAACUGGUCUAGACCGCUUUUAUUCCGAUUAAGAAUUCUACAAACGAGCGAGCGCAGAUUUUGGAGCUGAACAUUAGAUAGCUGAGUAGGAAAUAGCCAAUCGAUAUUGAUUUAUUUCCGCCGUAAUUCCCUGCAAUGCGCCAUACCGAUAUGCUCCCUCACUGAGUCAUCGUUUGGGUGUACGACAAUGUGCCCUUGCCACGAAACCCGGUCGUCCCAUUGGAUCGAAUCCGUAAGUUGUCGAAAACAAGCUUACGCACUUGACGGUUUAAUUUUCCUGACAUCCACGUCCUGGUUAAUAACCUGAAUCCUCAUCUGGAGUAAGCACUUCUCCCUGAAAGACAGUGUUCAAUUGUAGAGGGCACCGAUAUAAGCGAAGAUGCGAGUUCCAGGAACUAGUUGAUCCGAAGAAGAAGAAGAAGAAGAAGAAGAAGAAGAAGAAGAAAAAGAAGAAGAAGAAGAAUAAGAAUAAGAAGAAGAAGAAGAAGAAGAAGAAGAAGAAAGAAGAAGAAGAAGAAAAGAAGAAGAAGAAGAAGAAGAAGAAGAAGAAGAAGAAAGAAGAAAAGAAGAAGAAGAAGAAGAAGAAGAAGAAGAAAGAAAGAAAGAAGAAGAAGAAGAAGAGGAAGAAGAAGAAGAAGAAGAAGAAGAGGAAGAAGAAGAAGAAGCGAUCGCUGGACCAAGGUCUUUAUUCGUUUGACGUGUCGGAUUCUCACCUGAAUCCAUCAUCAGAGACAGUUGCAGAAAAGGGUGACUGGUGCACAGGAACUUGCAGUAUUUAUAGGAUGCAGUCGCUAUGCUACCGCAUACCUGUAGCAAUUAACCGCGCUCCCUUCAUGAAGGAUCGUUGCCCGCUAGUGCGCUAA
Molecule: messenger RNA, 1287 nt
Organism: Spirometra erinaceieuropaei
Lineage: Eukaryota; Metazoa; Platyhelminthes; Cestoda; Diphyllobothriidea; Diphyllobothriidae
Source: the annotation of a GenBank genome assembly